Cololabis saira (Pacific saury) is the source of this 3869-nucleotide messenger RNA. RefSeq names its product interferon regulatory factor 2-binding protein 1-like. Gene Ontology annotation, molecular function: transcription corepressor activity. The transcript is spliced from 5 exons. NCBI's taxonomy places the organism in Eukaryota, Metazoa, Chordata, Actinopteri, Beloniformes, Belonidae. Gene Ontology annotation, cellular component: nucleus. Gene Ontology annotation, biological process: regulation of transcription by RNA polymerase II. Bases 282 to 1592 code for a protein of 436 amino acids. The record is from RefSeq and is a predicted model, not a curated record.
GUCCCGGAGUUACGUUGGGGAAACAGUUGACUGCAACGAAGUGGGUCAACAAAACUCACGUAUGGAGGGAGACCGCCCGCUGCCGUGACUUUUAAGUUGUUUUUCAUACAUUUAGGGUGAUGUGUAACCUUUAUUCCGAGUGCCGUGGGAGCAGUUAAGGUAGAAAAUCGGCGUAGAAAAAAACAAGUGUGCACCUGUCAGAGCUAACUGCUGCUAACACGCGUGGACGGCGCAGGUGAGCCAGGUGAGCCAGAAUACAGAAAGGUGAGCCAGGUGGAGCCAUGUCGUCCCCUUCCUCGUCCUCCUCCUCCUCCGGCGGCUCCUCCGCCUCCAGGCGGCAGUGGUGCUACCUGUGCGACCUGCCCAAGAUGCCGUGGACGGUGGUGUGGGACUUCAGCGAGGUGGUGUGCCGCGGCUGCGUCAACUACGAGGGGGCCAAUCAGGUGGAGUUCCUGGUGGCCGGCGCGCGCCAGCUCCGGCGCGCCCACGGCCACGCGCAGGACGGCCACGCGCGCUCCCCGGGGCCCGCGCUGGGGAAGCACGGCGGGGGGGACGGUGGCGGCGGCAGGCUGCACGGGGAGCAGCGGGGCGGCCGCGGCAGACCCAUGCUGGGCGCCGCCGUGCCCCCCAGCCUGGUGGCCCCCAGCCCGGGGGCCCCUGUGCUGGUGGCCCCCGGGCUGGUGGCCCCCGGGCUCCCCCACGGGCUCAUCACCGGCCUCACCGCCAGGACGGCCCCCAUGAGCGGCCCCAUGAUGUUCCCCGCGCCGGUGCUGGCCGAGAUGAGCCGGCGGCAGCUGGGCCUGGGUCUGGGGGUGUCGCCCUUCAUCACCACGGAGCUGGAGCGGGAGCUCAGCUCCCCCCACGGCCACGGCCAGAGCCAGGGCCAGCCCAAGACCCUGACCCAGGUCCAGAGCCACGCCGUGGCCGGCACCAGCACCAGCAGGAGCACCAGCCUCCCCUCCUCCUCCUCCUCCUUCUCGUCCGCCUCCUCCUCCUCCUCCUUCUCCAUGGCCGGAGGGGUGAGCCAGACCAGCCCCAAGCCGGCCUCGUCCCCGGCCCGGCAGCCGCGGCCCCCGGCCGCCAGGUCCGGCGGGGAGCCGCUGGGCUCCGGCACCUCCGCCGAGGCGGCCACCACCGCCGCUGCCUUGCCCAACAGCGGCGCCUCGGAGCUGGGCUCGGCCUCCGCCGGCAGCAACCUGUCCGCCGGGAGCAGCCUGUCCUGCACGCUGUGCCACGAGCGGCUGGAGGACACGCACUUCGUCCAGUGUCCGUCAGUGCCGGGACACAGGUUCUGCUUCCCCUGCACCAGGGUGUACAUCCAGAGUCGCCGCGGCGACGGCGAGGUGUACUGCCCCAGCGGCGAGCGCUGCCCGCUGGACAACUCCCCCAACAGCCCCCCCUGGGCCUUCAUGCAGGGAGAGGUCUCCACCAUCCUGGGCACCGGCGGAUCCGGGUCCGGCUCAGCCGCUCCACCCGGAGCCAGCACGGGGCCGGGGGCUGCAGCAACAUCUGGAGCGGGGGGUGGAGCAGCUGGAGGUGGAGGUGGAGCAGGAGGCGGGGACAUCACCGUCAAGAAGGAGCGAGAGACGUGAUGGUGAUUUCAAAGACAACCAACAUGCAGCGAAGCAACAGACUCGUAUCCGCGCAGGAGGAGGUGUGUACACUGGACUGCUGAGGGACCCACAACAGCCACGUCGGCCGCCCACAUCACGCAGGUCUCAACCCACUCACAGCUGAGUCCCGUCAGCGUCGCCAGGCCUCGGCAGCUCGCCCUGUCAAGCUGCAAAGACUGCUUUCACAUUUGUUUUGGGUUUUGUUUUCUCCUCUUAGAAAAAGGUAGCUUUUUUUUUUUUCCUGGAUCAUAUCGUAUUCAUGUGAAGAGAAUGUAAAGUUUAACUCCAACGACUGCUCUUACCAUUAGAUUGUUUUGCAUUGCACCUUUAGGACGUCUGGGGAAUGAUUUAUAUUGGCUGUUUUCAGUCCAGCAGAGUUCCCUGAGACGGUGACUAACAUAACGUAUGGAACUAGGUGCUUUUGGAUUCAGAUGAUCAGCUCUAAUCGACAGCCGGCUCUCGCUACAUGUUCUCAGCUAAUAAUCGUAGUUGAUUGUUCAUGCCCGAUGCAUCAAAGCCACGAAAGAAACAGAGUGAAACACCUGAAUUAUCCUCACUUCCUCCAAAUGAAAUGAACACCUUCGAAAUGAUUUGAAAGAUGCUUAAAAUCCCAAGAUCUCACCUCCUCCUCCCUGCCGAUCUAGUUUGCUCUGCUCUUCUGCUUCUGGUUCACAACCAGCGAGGUGAGCCGACGCAUCGCUGUCAACUCCAGACUUCUGAGAAUCAGGUCAAAGUAUCAGCAUUUUUAAACAUCUAAAUAUGUGCGUGGGUGCCCAGAUGAGCUGAAAGAUGCCAGUCUGAGUCCUCGGCGUGAGCUCGGUCGUAGCAGCAGCAGCCGCAGCAUCUAACACACUCCUAAGAGUAAUAUCAGGCAUGCGUUUGCUCCACAUGUGGAAACGGUAGCGUCGGUUGUUAACUAUCAUUAAACAUCGGCAGCUCAGACCCGACCUGCGCGGACGAACGGGAGCUCAGCAGUCGGGGACAAAAAUUAUCUGCUCGCACUCCGUCAGAGGAAAACAUGUUUUCCCUCUUUGAGGACAAACUCACCAGACACGACAACGUUUAGAUUUCAAAAAAAAAAAAAAAGUGACAUGAAAGUGGUGACAUUUCUCCGUGUGCCUCUACUAAUCGAUCUGAUGGGACUCAGAGAAAGUUUAUGGAAACAACCAGUUAAGCUGGUUCAACCAGCCACCAACACUCAGCAUUCGACUGUAUUUCAUACGCUCACAUACGAGUCCGGCCCACGCUUCACCCUGAAUGUACACUAGAAUAUCUAUCGAUAAGCCUAGGACUAUAUUUUCUACUAGAACCUUAAAUGUUGUAUACUGUAAAGAGAUGUAUCAGUAUAUAUGUGCAAUCCCUUAGUCAUAGUAUAUGCAACAGUUUGGAGUAUAUUAAGAACAAUUGUUUAUCAUUUCUUAGACCUUUUUAGGGGAAAAUCCACCUGAAAACCAAUAUUUUUGUUAAUUGUCAAGAUUGAAAUGAAUAAUUUUCUUCCCACAAAUGAACCCGAAGGUCAAGCAGACGUGUUGUGUAACUAAAUAAAUUGAUUGUAUUUGUUUUUUCUUUUUUUUUUUCUAAUUUGUAUUGAUACAUAAACAUGUUGCAGGGAUUUUAAGAGACUAAACUGAUGGAUUUGAUGCUGGUGACGUGUUUCAAUGAGGUGGUGCUCUGGGUUGAUCCUCUCUUCAUGUGCAGCAUCAGUACAGAAGCUCACACAAGCCAAAGGUAGUUUAUACCCACGUUGAUGCUUCUGGGUGGAAAUGUUUUAUGGGAGGGAGGUAAGAAAAAGAAAAACAUAUUUGUUUAUUUCCAGCGCUGAUUUUCCUAACGGAGCUGCUGCGGUUUACGGCGUCCUGCUGCGCUCGCUGCAGGGACUCGUGCAGGGUGGGUCUGUGGUGCAGAACUGUCUUUUAAGUAGAUGAUGCACUGAUACGUAAUGCAAUCCCUUGUUAAGUGCCUUUUUAAAAUGUUUACCAUCCGUAUGUGUCUGGGAUCCUCAGGGGAAGGAGGAGUGCAAUGAACUCUUUAUAGUCCAGUCAAUGAUUAACCCCGAUCUGUUUCCCCUCCGUCGCCAUCGGACGGCUUCUCCUUUCAUGUGAAGCCUUUGUAAAGUCGACCAGCCGCUUGUUGUUUUCUGUGCAUCCCUCUCUGUUUCAAGUUUCUUUUGUCCUUUUAUUUUGUGUAGGUCUGUUGGUUUUACUGCAGCUUCAUGUACAAAAUAGAAACCAGGAAUAAACGGGAUGGAAACUUGUA